UGGCUUGGAUUACGUUGAGUUCUAAGACUUUUCCUACCAGGGUCUUACCCAUUAUUCUCUGGAAAUCCAGUUGGUCGCACUUUUAUAACCACCGCCCGACGUCCAUUUAAGAGCCAACUAUAAAGGUCUCAAUGAAACGCCGUUCCUCACGCAGAGACUGAUCACCGCAGUGGAAGAGGAUGGCCGUCCACGCCGAGGGGAUCGUGGCUAUAGUGAUCUUCUACUUGCUUAUUCUGGGAGUGGGGAUAUGGGCGGCGUGGAAGAACAAGAACUCUGGGGUGUCGGAGGGCCAGGACCGCAGUGAAACCAUUAUGGUCGGCGGGAGGGACAUCGGGUUGUUCGUCGGUGGAUUCACAAUGACCGCUACAUGGGUGGGCGGCGGCUACAUCAACGGGACGGCAGAGUAUGUCUACCUGCCUGACUACGGCCUGGCCUGGGCACAGGCUCCCUUUGGAUACGCCCUCAGUCUGGUAGUAGGUGGCCUGUUCUUUGCCAAGCCCAUGCGCUCCCGGGGUUACGUCACCAUGCUGGACCCAUUCCAGCAGAUAUACGGGAAGCGCAUGGGGGGGCUGCUCUUCAUUCCCGCGCUCAUGGGGGAGAUCUUCUGGUCCGCCGCCAUCUUGUCAGCCCUGGGGGCUACUUUGAGUGUGAUUGUGGACAUUGACAUCAACAUGUCGGUGGUGAUCUCAGCCCUGAUAGCCAUCUUCUACACCCUGGUGGGAGGCCUGUACUCUGUGGCCUACACUGACGUGGUGCAGCUCUUCUGUAUCUUCCUGGGACUGUGGGUCAGUGUGCCGUUUGCCCUGUCCAACCCAGCUGUGUCAAGCAUCAGUGUGACAGCUAAAGAGGCUGUGUACCAGACACCCUGGCUGGGCAAGAUAGACUCAGCAGACACAUGGAUGUGGAUCGACAACUUCUGUCUUCUGAUGUUGGGGGGGAUUCCGUGGCAGGUGUAUUUUCAACGGGUUCUCUCUGCCUCUUCAGCUACGUACGCCCAGGUUCUAUCCUUCAUCGCUGCCGCAGGUUGCCUGGUCAUGGCUGUCCCCUCCGUCCUUAUAGGAGCGAUAGGGGCCUCCACAGACUGGAACCAGACUACAUAUGGGGCAAUUCCUCCCAAAGAGAAGGACCAAUCAGAUAUGAUUCUGCCCAUCGUGCUGCAGCACCUGUGCCCAUCCUGGAUCUCCUUCUUCGGUCUGGGGGCGGUGUCUGCCGCUGUGAUGUCAUCAGCAGACUCCUCCAUCCUUUCAGCCAGUUCCAUGUUCGCCAGAAACAUCUACCAGCUGGCCUUCAGACAGUCUGCGACAGACCGUGAGAUCGUGUGGGUGAUGCGUAUCACCAUCUUUGUGUUUGGAGCUCUGGCCACGGCCAUGGCGUUGCUCACGGGGACGGUGUAUGGCCUGUGGUACCUGAGCUCCGACCUGGUCUAUGUUAUCAUCUUCCCUCAGCUGCUCAGCGUGCUCUUCAUCAAGGGAACCAACACGUACGGCUCGGUGGCCGGCUACGUCUUUGGGCUGCUGCUGCGUAUUGGCGGAGGGGAGCCCUACCUCAAACUACCCCCCUUUAUCUACUACCCUGGCUGGGUGCAGCAGGAGAAGAUCCACCACCUGACUGGAGACGUGGAGUACUUCAUCCAGCAGCGCUUCCCCUUUAAAACGGUCUCCAUGCUGGCCUCCUUCCUGGGUAACGUGGCCUUCUCCUACCUGCUCAAGUACCUGUUUGAGUCUGGGACUCUGUCUCAUAAGUAUGACUUCAUGGAUGCUGUGGUGUCCAAACACAGUAAGGAGAUCAUGGACAAGACCACGCUGGUCAGUAAUGACAACAUCAUCCUGUCGGAGAUGGCGCCGGUCAAAACUCGCCUCAGCACAUCACUGGCCGGGACGUUUACGAACAUAGAGGCUCUCAGUGACGAUGAGGAGUCCAGCCCCGAGUCCUUAAACAACGACCACGAGUAGAGACCAGGAAGUAGAGACCAGGAAGUAGAGACCAGGAAGUAGAGACCAGGACCCAGAGCCAGAUCUGGACCCAGAACUGACUAGAACCAAGGCCAGGGGUGGCCAGCCCUCCUGGGGAACUACCCUCAUGCAGAAUUUUGCUCCAUCCCUGCUCUAACAUACCUGACGCUACUAAUCAGCUGCUCAUCAGGAUCUUGAAUAGCUCAACCAGGUGUGCUACAGUAGGGCUGGAGCAAAAGCCUGCAUACCCAAUCGCUCUCCAGCAGAAGGGUUAGCCAGCCCUGAUAUAGAGCCUUGAACCCAGGCCCAGACCAGGUCUGUCCAGCCAUCCAGCCCCAUCGUGUUCUCAUCAUAUCGACCACUGACUGACUCUCUGUGAAUCAAACACCAACGCCAUUUUAGUUUUCUGUUCUCAGUGCUGCUACAGUAAAUGGAGUCAUUAUAAAGGUAAGGUAAUCAAAGUAUAAAAUAUAACUGUCUGUCUGUGUCAAAAGGGAGCUCUGAGAGGGACGCCAGCCCAGAGGGUGAUGAGAAUAGUGCAAUAUUUAAUUGUGUGUGUGUGUGUGUGUGUGUGUGUGUGUACGUGCGUGCAUGAACAAAUUCAUAUCCAUUAGGUAUGUGUGUCUGAAAUCGGCAUUCGAUUAUUUCCUAAUUUGCUUAGAAUUAACUUACUAAUAGAGCAAUAAUGUUUUUAGGGUCAAUGCUUUAAAUAUAUCUGUAUAAUUAUAAGUCAUUCCAAACUGUUGAUUGUUUUUAAUCUUGAGAACAAACAAAAUGUCUGUCUGUUUUAAUUUUUUUUCUCCAAUUUACACACAAUAACCUUGUACAGUUCAGAAUACUCAGUGUUAACAAUAUUUUAAUAGUAACUGGAUUUGAACAGGGUUGAAAAGAGAAACCCAAAUCCUGUUCCAUGUUGUCCAUGUGCCAAAACCCUCCUCUCUGCAGGUGUAGAGGUUCAAUACUGUGCUGUUGUGUUGGAGGGGAAUGCUUGCUUUAUUUCACAGUCUUACAUCAGAUUAUAUGGACCAGGUUUUUACUGAGAAACUACCAUGUGUCAGCAAUAUAGGUGACAAGCCAUACAAAUGCUGUAUUAAUGGCUAUACUGGUUGAAAGUGGACCUAGCUGUGGUUUUUGUGAGUCCAUCUGCAUCAGAAAGUGCACUACAUUUGGCCAGAGCCACAUAAGGUUAGGUAGUGCGCUAUAUAGGGAAUAGGGUACCAUUUGAGAUGGGCCCUAUGAUCGUUUGUUUCCUUCUCUAAACUGUUAUUGCCUGCAGAGCAGCAGCAGAGGGGUUUGGGGAGGCCGAGAUUGCUCCUCCAGGGAUCGUAUCAAUAACCCAUUGACACGAUCGAUUCAAUUCCGCUCCGUCCGUUCUGUCCGUCUGCCCCGAGGACAUUUGAUUAGUGUUCCAAGCUGGUUAUGAGCUGAGACAGGAAAAGAACAGCACUGGUUGUUUUGGUGUCGGUGGUUGUAAUGAUUGGAAGCCGAGCCGGUCCUAUGCUGAGUGAAUGAGCUACCUAUCUGUUAUCACAGUUGUUACAGUUUGAUAGGUGAACACUGACAGGGCCGGCUCUAGCCUUGCAGCAAAACCUUUUCGUGGCCCCCUUCUUGACGUUGGAGAGAACAAUUUAAGUUUUAAAGUUAAUUUCCUGAAAUUCUACACAUUUUGCCAUGGAGCGUAGAGAAAAUGUUCAAAUUUAUAACACAUUUCAUGCAAUAGUGCACAUAUUUUUCCACGAGUCAGAGAGUUUUUUUUGCAGUUUUAAAGCAAAUUUCCUGCAAUUCUACACAUUUUGUAAUGACUUAUGCUAUGUUAAUAUGAUAUCUGAGUGAGAAUGACUAAACCAAAUCAAUGAGGCCCCCUGGAGGUCAGGCCGCCUGGGCAUUUGGUAUUCAGCCAAGAUUACUACAAGUUUAGAUAGCUGACUAGUCUAACUACCAAUCUAAAAACUGUUAGCUGACAUGGCUAACUGAGUGACUGUCAGUAGCUAGGUUUCCAUCACAUUUUCGACAGAUUAUCAUGCGAAUAUUCUAAAAUCUGCAUAAAACAGUAUGCGCAUUUUCGCACCAGAAAUGUGUUUCCAUCUAACUGACUUUUUGUGGAUAAAGGCUGUGCAUAAAUAUAACUUUUGCGGUUACAUUUCCAUAUACCGAAUGGAAAAUACAAGUUAGAUGGGUUUCCAUCGCAUUUUCAGCUCGACUAAUGGUUUUGUCACAAAAACUUUUGAGUUAUACAGCAAAUGUGCCUA
Molecule: messenger RNA, 4201 nt
Organism: Coregonus clupeaformis (lake whitefish)
Lineage: Eukaryota; Metazoa; Chordata; Actinopteri; Salmoniformes; Salmonidae
Product: high-affinity choline transporter 1-like
Exons: 9
Coding region: 180-1952 (590 amino acids)
Biological process (GO): choline transport; transmembrane transport; synaptic transmission, cholinergic
Cellular component (GO): dendrite; axon; perikaryon
Molecular function (GO): choline:sodium symporter activity
Source: RefSeq, a predicted model, not a curated record